Molecule: messenger RNA, 977 nt
Organism: Pararge aegeria (speckled wood butterfly)
Lineage: Eukaryota; Metazoa; Arthropoda; Insecta; Lepidoptera; Nymphalidae
Product: tetraspanin-9-like
Exons: 5
Coding region: 83-748 (221 amino acids)
Cellular component (GO): membrane
Source: RefSeq, a predicted model, not a curated record
GCCAACGCUGGAGGGCGUAGUUAUUGGCAACACGUUGAUUAAUUUGUAGAUACACUAUACGCGACGCGAAAAAAAACACAAAAUGUGUUUUAUAGUGAAAUAUGUGCUAUUUAUCGCCAAUGUAUUAUUUACUCUCGCCGGGCUGACGCUCAUCGGAGUGGGUACGGCAGUGCUGGUGCUCGCCGGCGAUGUGCUGAACGUGAUCCCGGUGGUUCUGCACGCGAUACCCAUCAGCGUCAUCGUGCUCGGAGCGCUGGUCUUCCUCAUCUCCUUUUUCGGCUGCUGCGGUGCUAUCCGGGAGAACAGAUGCUUCCUCGUCACCUACUCGAUCAUCAUGCUGUUACUGGCGGCGGGGAAGAUGUACUUGGCGGUGGUGAUCUUCAAGGCCAUGGACCACAUCUACGAAAACGUGGUAGAGUGGCUCACCAAGGCCUUCCUCAACGAAAGCAUGCGAGAGCCUUUCCAUGCUGUGGAGAUCGCAUUCCGGUGUUGUGGUACCAUUGGCUGGCAGUCCUACUUGGGCAUCCUCCCAGCACUGCCAGCCUCGUGCUGUGCACCCGACAUCCAGGUCUGUGACCAGGCCAACGCAUUCGGCGGCUGCAACGACAAAGUUGGAGACUUUUUCGCCACCUACGGCGAAGCAACCGCCAGCGUCAUCGUAGUCAUUUUGGCGGUGGAGUUGGUUGCAAUGAUCUUCGGUUUUUGCCUCUGCAAAAACAUCACCAACCGGAAACGAGAAACUGUAUAGCUGUCUACCUACUUUAUUGUAAUAUUAAAUGCAAAAAUCUCUACAUAAAACUAGCUGUUAUACUUGACUUCUUCCAUCCUUAGUCCGUCCAUUUCUGAAAUUUAUUUGAGUUUGUUAUAUGAUUUUUAUUUUUCUGGAAUUUGGCAAUAAUAUCCAAACAUCUACGGAGAAAAGCUGCAACAAAUUCUUCAUCAUCACAUAAACCCAUUACUGGCGUACUACGGAGCAC